GGCCCCGCGGAGCUGCCGCCGGCCCCGCAGGGCUCCGCAGGGCUCCGCGCCGGGCGCGCACGUUGCGGCGGGGGCGGCGCCGAGGGCAGGUGGAGUGGUUCCUGCUCUGCCGAUCAUGGUCAACAAGACCUUAACGUACUGGGGUGCCGCCUUCGAGGAGGACCUUAUCAACAUCAACGUGGGAGGGCUGCGGCGGCGGCUGAGCCCCAGCGCCCUCUCCAAGUUCCCCGACACGCGCCUGGGCCGCCUGCUGUCCUGCGACUCGGAGGAGUCCAUCCUGCAGCUCUGCGAUGACUACGAUGUGAGCGCACGGGAGUUCUACUUUGACCGCAACCCCGGCUUCUUCCUCUACGUGCUGCACUUCUACCAGACGGGCAAGCUGCAUGUGAUGGACGAGCUGUGCGUCUUCUCCUUCUGCCAGGAGAUCGAGUACUGGGGCAUCAACGAGUUCUUCCUGGACUCGUGCUGCAGCUACCGCUACCACGAGCGCAAGCUGGAGGGCCGGCACCACACCUGGGACGAGGAGAGCGAGGUGAGCAGCGUGGACACGUCGCCCGAUGAGAUCUCAGACAUCAACCACGAGCUGCUGCGCUACAGCACGCUGCGCUGCGGCACGGCACGCAAGCGGCUCUGGCUCACCAUGGAGAACCCCGGCUACUCCAUCCCCAGCAAGCUGUUCAGCUUCGUGUCCAUCAGCGUGGUGCUGGUGUCCAUCGCCACCAUGUGCAUCCACAGCAUGCCCGAGUACCAGCGGGUGGACGAGAGCGGCGCCGUGCUCGACGAGCCCGUCCUGCACAAACUGGAGUACUUCUGCAUCUCCUGGUUCACCUUCGAGGUGUCCUCCCGCCUCCUGCUCUCCCCCAACCCCAAGAAGUUCUUCAAGCAUCCGCUCAACCUCAUCGACAUCGUCUCGGUGCUGCCCUUCUACUUCACCCUGCUGGUGGACGUGACGGCGGGCAGCGACUCGGAGCUGGGCAACCUGGGCAAGGUGGUGCAGGUCUUCCGGCUGAUGCGCAUCUUCCGCGUGCUGAAGCUGGCACGGCACUCCACCGGGCUGCGGUCGCUGGGGGCCACCCUGAAGCACAGCUACCGGGAGGUGGGCAUUCUGCUGCUCUAUCUGGCUGUGGGGGUGUCUGUCUUCUCCGGCGUAGCCUACACAGCAGAGAAGGAGGAGGAUGUUGGCUUUGACACCAUCCCAGCAUGCUGGUGGUGGGGCACGGUCAGCAUGACCACAGUGGGGUACGGCGACGUGGUGCCCGUCACCGUGGCAGGGAAGCUGGCUGCCUCGGGCUGCAUCCUGGGUGGCAUCCUGGUCGUGGCACUGCCCAUCACCAUCAUCUUCAACAAGUUCUCCCACUUCUACCGCAAGCAGAAGGCGCUGGAGGCCGCCGUGAGGAACAGCGAGAAGAAGAAGCCUGAGGAGAUGGAGAGCGAGCAGGACUCGGAGGCGCUGAGCGAGAGCUCCCUGGGGAGGGGCAGCCCCGACCGACGCAGCCUCACCCCCGGUGCCCUCCCCGCUCCCUGAGUCCCAUGCAGGGGACAGAGGGUCUGGGUCGGUGCAGAAUGAGCCCAGGAGGAGCGGCAGUGCCUGGCGUGGGACCCACCCUGCAGCAGGACCGGCUGGCCAUGGCCCUCCUUGCAUUGCAGGUGUCCCCAUCCCUGUCCGUGGGGCUCCCGCAUUCCUUCCAGAGGAGUGGCUGCUGCAGACGCUGGCACCCAGCCCAUGCGGCACAGAGCCUGCCAAGGGCUGCCGGGGCACGGGGGACACUGCUGGGCACAGAGCAGCUGCCUCUGCUGUGUCCGUGUGCCCCCGACUCCUGGUGCGGGAGGAGCUGGGGCUGCAGCCCCUGUGCAGGAGGGAGCAGCCUUGCUGUGACCCCUGCAGGGCCCGCAGGGAGCGGGGACAGAGGGACCUCACACUGCUCCUCACCAGCUCCUGUCUGACCCCUCACAACCAGGCAGGGGGGCACCCCCAUCCCACCUGGCUCCCGACCUGGCUGAGCACAUCCCAGCACAGCAUCAAUUCCCUCAGCAACGUGCACCCUGCAGCCAGCCGACCAGCCCGGAGCCACUCAGAUGGCUUUCAGGGCAUGGCAGUGGGUGGGGAUGGCUCUGCCACAGGGACUGCUGACCUCGGAGAAGAGAAGAUGGAGCUGGUGCAGACACAGCCCCUCUGCAUGGGUGGGAGCAGGCUGUGGGUGCUCACAUCCGUGUCUUCCAGCACUAUCUGCUCCGGUCCAGCUCCCGCUCCACUGUUACUUGAACAAAGGAAGGAGUUUCCCCUUCUCUCCAUAAAUAUUCCAGUAGCAAAAUGUACUAAAAUAGGAAGACUGAAUGACAUGUAUUAACUAAAAAAGCAUUAUGCAAAUCGUUAAAAGAGCAUGUAAAUUAAUUUUCUAUCUAUGCAUGGGAUGCAUAUGGCAUAUUUUAUUAAAGAUGGAAGUGACCCACAUGGGAAGCUGGUUCUCUGUGUCACAGCAGCUCCACCACCGCCCAUCAGAGAGAAGAGACCAUGUGCCCCUGGGGCAGCAGUUUUCCCGAGAGCAUCUGCGCUCUCAUUUGGCACAGUGGGUAAAUCAAUUAAAUGCUGCAUCAGGUUAUUUCCACAUAAAUCGCCCUCCACACUCAAGAAGUGAUUGAUGAAGGAGAGACUGAGUUACCUCCAGGGGAUGGUGAUUAAGGAGUGACCUUAUUAAGCUAUUUCACGCAGCCGAGAAUUGGACAACGCUGCUUUGGGACAAAGCAAACCUCAUUAACUUGUUUCAAACUUCUUCCCUUUGCCAGCUGCCACAGCCCUGGCUGCCCUGAGUGUGCUCUGUGCUGGGUAUGGGCAAACCAGGAGGUCUUAAGGGUGAGGACCUGGGGGACAGGAGACCCCUCACCACAGCAUGAGGGCUGUCCUGCUGCUGCAACAGCUCUGGGUGGGACCCAGCCUCUAUUAAGUUAACAGCAACGAGCUGGCAGGGAGCAGGGCAGGCUGCGAUCCGUAGAUGGGAUUGAAUUGUUUUAAAGUUUUUAAAGAAGUUGGCUGCUUUCCUGGGCUCUUAAAUUAAAGGGUAAUUAAGUCACUCUCGGUCUGGAAAUAGCUGAUGGGUGUUUCCUGGUUUGACUAUUAAGUUUUGCUGGAGUGAUUAAUGCAAUGAGAAAUCAUCAGCUCUCAAGUCAGGGCUGUCAGCCAACACUGAGAGCAUUUAUCUGAGCUCCUGCUUGGGCUUCUCUGGCCCAUGAACAGGAAAGAGGGCAAAAUAAGGGCUAUCCAUCAGCCACUGUCUGUUAGCCACAUGCAAUUCGUAUCUCUGCAGCACAGGCACUGUCUAUGGCACGAAAGGAGCGCAGGUGAGGACUCCCCUGGGGUGCAGCCCUCCCUUUGUGCAGGUGUUCUGCUGUUUCACGGUGCUGUUGCUGAGAGCACAUAAGUGCUCCGGGCUUUCCUAGCUACCAGGAAUGCCUGCAGCCUCCCUCCCGUUGGAUUCCACGCUCCUUCCUAACAUUUAAAAGCUCACAUCUAUUUUGUUUCUUCCGGCACUGCUAACACAAGCUGCCUCCUGAAUGAAUUCUGUCUCUGCCUCAGUUAGUCAUCCCUUUGGGACGGAUUUAGUAACAGCUCAGGGAAACCACGUAAAAGCCAACAGUUCGCCCUGGAAGGCAGCACCCACUCACUGUCAGCGUUCUGAGAGAGCUGAGAGUGCAGCCAGGAUUAGGAGUGCGACUCGAACCUCACCUGCUGUGUAGGAAGGGAUGGAUUGCCCCGCAGCCGGUCCCAAAGCACCUCCUGUCACUGCUCUGUGGGUGUGUACAUAACAGCCGGGACACCGAAGCUUUCCGUAAGGACAGUUUUAUUUGCCCCUUUGAGCAAAUAAGGCAAGAAAUGUUGAGAAAGAUCAAACACAAUCUCCUGUAUCAAACUCAGAGGAAUGCAAUAAAAGUUACUAUUUCAUACAUAUAUAAACUAAGGACCCAACACUAUUAUAUACAAACGGGCAGAUCUUACAAAAUAGCAUUUCAAGUCAGCACUUUAUGCCAGUGUUGCUAAUUCGGUACAAAAAAGUUAAAGCUACAAACUUCACAUUAUUAAGUCUCACGGGACCGACACCAUCAGUAUCUCUGGGUUUCAGAAGCAAAGAUCAGGGUUUGUCCAGAACACUUUCAGCAGUGCAGAUGGGCCCAAGGAGCACUUGAAUGCAGCUUCACAAUCAAGCAACUGUUUGGCUUAGCAAUCUUGCCAGAACAGCUCUCCUUAAGGUGUGAGCCUUGGUCUUAGUCUGUAGGACUGAGAACUGAGAGGCUACGAUGCUCUACAAGGGGAUCAAAAAGGGAAUUACUUCCUCUCUGCUUGAUAAUCAGUGAAGGAGAAAAUAAUUGGAGCUCCAAGUGCAAGAAAUAUCAUCAAGCCUCGGCCACCGCAAGCUUCUAAGAAAGGUUCAAAGGCAGCUGGACCAGUUUUACUUCUUUUGGUUCAUUUGCUGUAUUUUAAGACAAUCACACCAGCAAAGCAGAGCAUCUCAAUGGCGCUUACAUUCAGUUACAGCGGACACAGGUUGCAUAUUCCAAAAAGCACACACCACCAUGUGGUGCUUCACCUAAAACUCGGGUUUUCUAAUGCCCUACGAUGACCAGAAAGUUACCUACACAGUGCAGAGGUAAAACGACUCCCAGCAGGAUCUGCCUGGCUGGUGUUACAUGCCAGCACUGCACGGUUUGCCACAUCCCACAUCCCUAUGCCCACCAGAGGUGCAAAGCAGGCUUGGCAGAACAGUGCUGCUCACACUGCUGGUCACAAUGGGACAAACCGAUGCAGCCAGAUCUGCAGGGGGGUAUAAAUGGCUUGGUUCCUUUCACAGCAACGAAGUAUACCUGUUAACAGUAGUCAGCAGUCUGCUGCAAGCAGGGAACAAGAGCCUCUCGAGGCGUGGAAUGAGCAGCAUUUGAUUCAGGAGACAGUGCUGUUUAGUUUAAUUACCUGCGGGAUGCACCAAGGCCUGUUCCAGAGGAUCACAUGGAAACUCCUCUCUCCAUCAGAGCAAAACAAAAAUAAACUGGUUGGAAUACGUGGUUCUGUCCAAACGUUUCACCACAGAGCCAUGCAGAGGCAUCACUUGCCCUGUGCCCGGAUCUGGGCUCACCUCAUGCUGCUUCGCUUUCCUCCUCAGCUCCACCAGUGGGAGCGAACUGCACCAUCCUCAGUGAUUGUACAUGCAGGGCAUCUUCAGCCACGGACCCGUGUUGGGAAAAUUAAUGAGAAAGGAGCACUAAGAGGGACUGCAAGAGAACAAAUCUCUUCCCAGACAUCAGCCAUUGGGACAUCAGCCAUUGGGACAUCAGCCAUUGGCCUCUCUGGAUCAGCUCUGCCUCCAUUCCAUCCAACAAUGCACCUCUCUGAUAACCCAACGAUAGUUUGCUUUCAGUUUAACUUUUCGAUGUGCUAAGCCUGGCAGAAAUGAGGAUUGUGAAGUUUUUAUUCCAGCACCUAAAGAGGUAAAUCUGAAACGAUGAUGCGUAUGAACUAUUUCACCAACUGCGGAGUCUUUUCAGUGCCCUCAGACGCAGCAGAAGUACCAAACUCUGAGAGGUUCACCUGACUUUCACACACUGCGCCCUCCCAGCACUCUGCUGUCAGCAGAAGGACAUUUCCAAAGGGACAGACGAAGGGGAAUCUGUUUUGUUUCAGGUCAGACCACCGAUCGGCUUUCAGCCUUAAGUCAAUGGGUUUUAGAUUACAGAACACAAGUUGUCCUGGAGGCACAACACACUUCAUCUACUGGGAUUAAUUCCUAACGUACAUAAGCAAAGGACAAAACCAAGGUCUUGAGGAAAUCCCACUCGCUCAAAGCACACAGUGUAAGGCAUGGGGCUUAUUACAGGCUUUUUAAAGAUGAGACUUAAGCGUCUUCCAAAAGGCUGGGACAGUCUGUAGGUGCUCUCAUCUACUCUCUUCAGCGACCUAAAACUUAUCAGUACCUUAACAGCAGAACCAUACAGUCAUCGGCUUGGAACAGAGUCUGUGCAUUCACAAAGAACAACAAAAUAACAACAAAAAAAAACCCCACAACAGAUGCAGCCG
Messenger RNA from Gallus gallus (chicken), 6061 nucleotides. RefSeq names its product potassium voltage-gated channel modifier subfamily S member 1 (gene KCNS1). Lineage: Eukaryota; Metazoa; Chordata; Aves; Galliformes; Phasianidae. The transcript has 3 exons. Gene Ontology annotation, molecular function: protein binding; delayed rectifier potassium channel activity. The record is from RefSeq and is a predicted model, not a curated record. Gene Ontology annotation, biological process: potassium ion transmembrane transport; protein homooligomerization; regulation of delayed rectifier potassium channel activity. Gene Ontology annotation, cellular component: membrane; voltage-gated potassium channel complex. The coding region runs from base 116 to 1525 and encodes 469 amino acids.